CAUGUCUCCAAUGCAGCCUGUCAAUUUACGCCAUCAUGUGAAGACCCCUGCGAUACAAGAGGCUGGAAAACUUUCUUUGGAUAACCGGCUUUUAAAUGCGCCUCCCCUCUGGAUAAUAUUUCGGGACUUUUUCUUUGUCUUUUAGAGGGCUUUAUAUGGACUGAGAUGGUGCAAUGCUCCGCAGGACAGUACCGCGUAUAUGUUGGCUUUGGUUUGUGCUCCUCAGUGCGUCGAUUUGGGGAGCCGAGUGCGUCAGUGCGCAAAGCUGCCAUGAAGUUAAAACCGCGUUCCAGCUGCGGCAGGUCGGUCCAUUAAAAUGGGUUCCGGAGACUGCAGCAACAGAUGCAGAUCUUCUGAUCUGUAAACAUCAGGGUCCCACCUGUUGCACUCGCAAGAUGGAGGAGGGCUACUACGCCGCCGCCCAGAGGGACAUGCUCCAGAACAUUGAAUCCUAUAGCUUUGAACUGAAAUAUCUCAUCCAUGUCUAUGCCUUGUCCUUCCAGGAUACUUUCCAUUCCCUGCUCUCCUUUAGUCUCAAUCACACUCACUCGCUCUUCGACAGCGCCUACAAGCCAAUCUCUGGUGACGCCAGACCCUUGGUCUCCGAACUCUUCUCCGAUCUAGCCCUCUACCUCCGUGGCGAUGGCAACGUCUCCGUGGAGCGCUCCGUCCACAACUUCUACAACAAACUUUUCCCAUUAGUCUAUCAACAACUGAUCAAUCCCGGUCUAGGUUCCCCAGUAUCCGCCUGGUCUGCCGAAGGAAGCGAGUGCUUGCGUGCCACGAGGCACGACGUCAAUCCCUUCGGCCCUCAUCCCCAGUCCCUCGCUCAGGGGCUGUCCAUCGCACUAGUGGCAGGCCGUGCCCUGGGUCGAGCGCUGGAGAUGGGCAAUGAGAUGCUGCACGUCACGGAGUUGAUGGGAUUGGCACGCCAGUGCGGGCAGGCAUUGGUGAGGAUGCACUACUGCUCACACUGUCGCGGGCUGACCCUCAUCCAGCCAUGCGCGGGACUGUGUCUUAACGUGAUGCGGGGAUGCCUGGCAGGCCUUGUCGAGCUGGAUGCGCCAUGGAGACGGUACGUGGCAUUUCUGGAGGGGCUGAGCGGGGCACUGGCAGGGGGCUACGAGAUGGAGCUGACGCUUUUGAGCAUCCGAGAGAGGAUCAAUGAUGCCAUACUCACGGCGCAGCUGAAUGGGCCGCAUCUCAGCGCGGUGGUGGGCAAAGUUUGCGGUCCCUUGACUCAAACGAUUGCUGCGACUCCCAUCAGUGUCACCUCAAAGAGUUUGACUCCUUCAGUGAACCCCACAGUACAGCUUCAAACGGCAGUCACGUCCUCCAGCCCUACAACAUCACCUGAUACAGCCGAACAUCAUCAUAUCAUACUCAAAAAAAGAUCUUCUCAUGGCUGCAGGUCUUUUCCUUUGAAGCCGUCCAAAAAUGACAAAACCAGAAGUUUGAAAAAGAUUUCAAGGGAGUUUAUGGGCUAUAUCCAGAGGUACAAAACGUUCUUUUCCACCCUUCCUGAGAUGCUCUGCGAGGGACAGGUGGAGAUUGAUGAAAACACAUGCUGGAGUGGAGAAGAUGUGGUGGAGAGUUAUACAGGUCGCGUGGUUGGAAACGGUUUACAGGCCCAGAGGCACAACCCAGAGAUAAGGGUCAAAAUUGCUCAUCCACUCCUGGUCAACAUUAAGGAGAGACUUGAACGUUUCAAUCAGGAGAUGAGAGGUGAGACUGGUUUUGGAGCAGAUGGUCACGGAGAUACUGAGACAGGCAGCGGCGACGCAACAGACGGAAGCGGCGAGUGCGAUGAUGAAGACGGUUGUCAAGAAUCGGGCCACAGCGAGAGCGAGACAGAUCCUCAAGACCUUGCCAAGAGGAAAAUCAACGCACAAAUUCCUCCAUGGGGUGUCAUCACCACAAACCAGCGGCCAGACUCCAGACCCAAACCUGGGGUGAACUUCAAUGGAGCCACGCCAACCAUCUCAGCCACCCAAAUUCUUACUCUGUUACCCAUAAUGCUGCUCUUCCUCUCGUCUGAUGCUGUCUGACGCUCACGAUCAAGAGCACAGACCUAACUGGAGUAUAAAAGAGAGACUCAUACAUUGCAUUAGUUCCCUUAGAAGUCUGCACAUUUGUUUCAGGUCAGCCUCCCAGCAUGUGGCUAUUCACGUCGCCUGUUUAAAAGCACCGCUUAUUCGUACUGUUUAUUUGCUCUGUCCUGUUUUAAAGGGUUCUAUGUAGCUACUAAGUAGUGUACUGUUAAUGAAAUGUACAGUAAGUGCCAGUGAGAAUAUUGUCACUUUUAUUGUAAUUGGUGGUUUACUGUAAUAUUUCAUAUCAAUUUAAAUUUCAGAUCAUCGAAGAUGAAUGUUUUACAAAUAUGCUUGUAUGGAAAUAUAUUUGAGGACGAAUGAGGAAUUGUAAUAUUUUAUCUGCUUGUAGAUCUAUAUUUUAAUAUCUCUGCCUGGGUGAAUCUCCGCAAGAAAUGCCUGGGUCAUUUUUCACCUCGAAAUAAAAGUAAACAGAAAUAAAUUUAUAAAAAAUGUAAAUAGAAAAAAAAUUGUUCUUGACAUUUUUGGCAUGAUUUCUAUUACGGUGCACAUUACCCUUCUCAAGAUCCUUUUAAUAUCGCCUUAAUACCAGUAAAUUAGUAAAAAAAAAUUGUAUUUAUAUUUGUAUUUAAUAAAUAUUUCUAAAUUAAAAAUGAAAACAGCUACAUUGUUCUGCUUUACAAAUACAUAAUAUAUUUACAUAUUAAAAAUAUAUAUUUUCAUUAAUAUAAAUAAAAUGAUGUUUGGCUUAACAUUAUUUAAGGAAAUUACUUUGGGGUUAAAAAUGCCCAGACAUUCAUUCACAGUUUGUCUUUUCACGAGAUUUACCCAACUGCUUGUGCAAUUGUACGUUUUUUUGUACAUUAAUCAAAUUGUACAUUAACAUAUUUAUACUGAGAUUUAUGUAUACAAAGUGUGCAUAUAAUAUUGUUGUGCACAACAACAUUUAAAAUAACAAAAAUAGGUUUUUUUUUAUCCUAGAAAUUUGAUUCACUUUAUUUUUUGCCAUAUGCAGGCCCUACAGCAUUGCACAACGCUGACAUUUAACUGUUCCUCCACAUGCAUUUACCGCUUUCUUUACACAACGUGUGGAUGACGUCACGGUCUUAAAUCUUUGGCUUGAAUUCAUUAAUGUCACUUUUCAUUGUAACUCUGUUUGACUGUGCUAUAUUGUCGAUAUAAAACCUUGCAUAUAAAUCCAUAAAUAAAAUAUCAGAUUUUAAAGUAGGCCUAUACACAUGUCGUUUUGAUCUCUCCCUCUCGCGUCUCUGUGAAAUGUAGAUUUUUAAUUCUUGUACCUCCUCAGUAUCAACCACCGAGACGUGUAGGGCUAAUUCUUAUUUGACAUCAGCUUUAGAUUUUAUGUACAUGGAUCCCAGGCUGCAUGGCAGAAGAAAUCUGCUUGUGACUAUUUUGUAUCUCCUACAUAAAUCAUUUCCGACAUAUUCUAGUCAACAGAAAAGCAAUGUUUGACAUUUAUACCAGCCACACCCAGACAGCACAAAUCUGAAUCAUGUCAUCUUGAUGCGUUUUAAUUUAUGCGGCUUCGUUUGAUCUGCUGGGUUUUGUUAUUUAGAUGCGAAUUAAGCUGUCAAUAUUUUCUGGUCUCCUGCCACAAUGAAACCCUGUAUUUUGAGGUUGCUAUGUUUUUGGUGCCAACAAAGUGCAUGGCAACUGCCAUAGGCAUGCCGGAAAAUUUCCUUUGAAAGCUUGUAAAGGUGAACCCUUUAUUCUUUUUGUACGGUCACUUCUGACUCAUUUUUAAUUUUUCUCAGGCACCUCUGAUCAAACAAUCAGGGGUUGAGAGCUUGUGGAAUACUCAAAAAAAGAUUUUACAAUACUGUUCACUUUAAUUAAACAAUUCAUUUUUAUUUUAAUUAAAUGUUUUAACACCACUGUGUUAUGUAUUAUGUUCAUCCACAAUUGCAUUGUGUUAAAUGGACUAUACUAACUUUUGCUGAACUAAAUGUUUACAUUUUAAAUGGUUAAACAUGUUUCAAUCAAGUAGAUCAAUACAAUAUUUGAUGCUUGUUC
Messenger RNA from Triplophysa dalaica, 4085 nucleotides. RefSeq names its product glypican 5b (gene gpc5b). Gene Ontology annotation, cellular component: cell surface; plasma membrane; extracellular region. Gene Ontology annotation, biological process: regulation of protein localization to membrane; positive regulation of canonical Wnt signaling pathway; cell migration. The coding region runs from base 174 to 2048 and encodes 624 amino acids. The transcript is spliced from 9 exons. The record is from RefSeq and is a predicted model, not a curated record. Lineage: Eukaryota; Metazoa; Chordata; Actinopteri; Cypriniformes; Nemacheilidae.